Messenger RNA from Ostrea edulis (European flat oyster), 4712 nucleotides. RefSeq lists its product as uncharacterized. The transcript is spliced from 8 exons. The record is from RefSeq and is a predicted model, not a curated record. Lineage: Eukaryota; Metazoa; Mollusca; Bivalvia; Ostreida; Ostreidae. The coding region runs from base 2542 to 3450 and encodes 302 amino acids.
GGUUUUUUUUUAUAAAGCCCUAACCUACAACUUGCACGCCUGAUUCAGUGUUCAUGAUUUCUUUGGUACAUGCCUCCAUGUACAAUAAGAUUGUACAUUGUGCUAUUUAUAAAAGUUUUAGCCCACCUAAGGGCUCUAAAUGGACAAGGGACUCGAAAUUCACUGUAAUUCAUUAUUGUAUUCCUGACUUAAAAGAUGUCACACAUUUAUUUUGAUGAAAAUUGACGAUUAUUUUCUGAGAAGAAAGUUUUCUAUUUUUUUUUUUUUUUAAAGUUUACGUCGAACUCAGGUGACCUAAUAAAUGACUGUUGUUAAGGCAAAGAUAGAUAUACAUGGACAUGCACUCUGACGAUUUAAAAUUAAAAUAUUUUGUGUGCGCACCAUAAUUUUUAAAUACAUCUUGAAGGUUUACGAAAAACAUCAACAUAGGUUAUUUUAUCAAUACUAUUAUUUUUGUUGUUUUUAUUUUCAUUUUCCCCAUUUUUCUUCUAAUAAUAGAACUGGAUUCAAAGUGAUACUGGGAUUCCCCUGUCUUCACGAAAUACUUCCUGUUUUGAAUGACAAUUUACACCAGUAUUCAUAUGGAUGUUAAACGGCAAUCAAUGAUGCUGCCCUGCACCUAUCCUUUGAGUCGGUCAAGAUAGUCGCAGCCAGUGACAUUGAUGAAGUACAAAUGCAUGGUGUUUUUUUUUUGUGUUUUGGGGGUUGUUUUUUGCUUUAUGAAUAUAAAUAUGAAGAUUCAAAUUCAUACACUAGGGUAAGUACAUUUUAUGAGAAAUGAAUGAGAAUGACCACAAUACACAAAUAAAUGUUCUGUAGUGUCAGGCAUAUAGUCGUGUACAAUUUUGCUUAUUCAUUGUUUUGGAUCCAUAUAUCGUUAUCACAACUAAUCACGUGUACACCGACGAUGUCCGUGUUCCGUCUUUCUGUUUGGGAAUGUUGAGAGAAAGGAUAAUAGAUUUUUGUUUGUGGUUGUAUCGUUCGAAAAUUUUUCACUUAUGUAGAGAACUUAAGCAGCUUUAGGUUAGUGCAACACAUUUUGACCUAUGCAAGACACUUACUUCCGUAAUGGGACCUACGAUGUUUAACGUCAUGUCUACAAGACCAGUGACUUUCACUUUUAAUGACCGGAGCUUGGCGAAGGACCAAUCGACUGCCUUGGUUGGAUGUAGCACCUGGAUUCACAACCAACUGUCUACAAUUACCUAGGAUUACCUACAAUUUAAUGUAAUUGCAAAAGUUGCAUUAGGAAGAUGCAUUUUCAAGAAAUGUUUAAAAACAAAAUCUUAAUAUCAAAAAUUUCUAACAUCACAUGAUUACUACGUAUAUACGGAAGUAGAAGUUUCUCUAUGUAUGAAACUGCCAUUUGACAGGAAAAAAAAUGUGAAUGGCAGCAUCGGUUAUAGAAUCUAGUUUAGUCAAAAUUUCAAAUAGUCGCCUCAUUAAGGCAAGCUUGUCUAGACGAGCUAAAAUGAUCUUUUGUUGACAUAGUCCGGUAUCUCUAUCUUGACGGAAUAAUUAUAUUGACCAAAAGUUAUAAAGAUUGCAGAUAAUAAUAAUAAUAAUAUUUAUUUAUUUAUAUAUCGCCCUAUAUGACUAUAAAUAACCACUCUAACGCGCUGCACACAAUAAAAAUGAUACAGCAUGUUAUAAACGUAGUAAAAGGAAAUUAUAAUAGCAUUAAGACAGAUAAUAUCAAAACAAUGCUAGAAAAACAUCAAUAAUGUGAAGUAAAAUUACUAAAAUCUAAAACAUGAUAUGCAUGAAAAAGUUUCACGCCGUACAAUCAAAUGAUAUAAAAUACAAUAGUUGAAAUAAAUAUACUAUUAUACACUUGAAAAAGUCAUGUUAAAAUGAUGGUAAAGAAACCAUAAAGAUUUAACCACCUAUAAUACUAAUAAUAUGCAAGUCUAAAAAGAUGUGUUUUUAAAUGUUUUUUAAAAGUGUUCAAAUUCUGACAAUGGCGGAGGGUAUCAGGCAGAGAGUUCCAGAGUGUAGCUGCUGCCACAUCCAAGCGCCUGUUUCCAUAUGUGGAGGUUCGACAUCUUGGUCUAACUAAUGUCGGUGAAUUUUUAGAUCUUAGGGAACGAUUCGGUUGGUAAACAGUGAUCACCUCCUCCGAGUAUUUUGGUGCCAUCUUCUGAAUCACCUUGUAUGCGUUGAGGAUAAUUUUGUACAUGUAUUGGCUGCGCCUGUCAAUAGGAAGCCAAUGUAAAGAAAUCAGCAUUUCUCUUGGUACGAGUGAUGAUUCGUGCUGCCAUAUUCUGUAUCCGCUGCAGUUUUGCCAAGGUAGCAGGGGACAGUUUCGCACUAUAGGCACGGUCAACUUUUUCAAAAAAUGGAAAUACCCCAUAUUUGAAGUGAUAUUACAUGUGUAAAAAUGUAUACAAUAAUUUUAGGAUGCAUGUCAAAUGUAGCUGAGUGCUUAAUAAAAAUGUUGAUAUACAACAUGUAGGUGUCACCAUGAUUCCUAGCAUAUAGAUGGGUGCAAAUACGAAACUAAGACACGUGGUCAGUUGCUGAAGAAAUUCCGGUGAAAACAUGCAGGGUCUAGCAAAAGGAAUGGAUGUCUCAAAUAAAUCAGCCAUUGAUACCCAUGCGGUGAAGAGGAAAAUUUCCUGCGCAAGAAAAACUACUCGUGAAUUCAACAACAAAAUAACCGACGUAAAUCUUGACAACGACUUAUCAUGCUUGCCUUGUAAAGUUUGCUCGUCUCAAUUGAAGAAGGAAGCGGAUGCAUUGAGUGAACAGAUUGAUAGAUUACAGUCUUUUUUUAAAGAUGGUUCUCCUCUGUUCUUCAAAUGUAGUUGUCACCCAACAUGGUCCGGUGACAUGGAAAAUGGUGCCGAAGAAUGUAGUUUUCAUUGGAGAAAUGUUCGAAAAUGUAUAUCUUCGACAAGGAAAACCAUGCGAGACUACAGUGAUAGAAUUGAUGAUGGUCGAAUCAGAGGCAAGGAUGUAGGGCCAUGCCAAACUUGUAAGAAUGGACUCGUUAAAGAAUGCAAAGGCCUAGAGGAAGAGAUAGAAACCAUGAGAGAGCACUUGAUGCGUGUGGAUGUCGACGUUGACAAAGAAAUUUGUAGCUGCAUGUAUGGGACGGAUGGGUGUAGUGUCAAUUUGAGACCACAAAAGCAAAAAGGAAGAAAAGUCAGCGAGUGCAGUGAUAGCGGGUAUUUAAGCACUGGAUCUAAAGUCUUAUCAAGCAUUGGCCGUAAUAGAGAGGGCAUAGAAUCGGAAGAUCAGGCAGCCUUACCCUUUCCACUCCAAGCACUCUCAUUGGUGGAGGAGGGAAACCGAACAAGUACUACCGAAAAUGGAAGCAGUGAAGUCCUAGAUCUAGAUGCAAUAAAACCAAGCAAAGAGGAACCUCAAAAAGGUCAAUAUGUGUCUAUAGACGUAAGUCUGGGAACUGGCGUGGGUGUUCAAGAAGAAAACAGCUCAACAGCUUAAACAGCAGGGAGAGAGAGAUAGGAAGAGAAAGAGAGAUAGGGAUAGAGAACAGUGUGAGAGAGGUGUUAUAAUUUAGUCAAUGUCCAAGCGAUAUAACCACCCAUAUGUCACACACUAGGCAGAGCUGAUAGGGUAUAAUAACCACCCAUAUGUCACACACUAGGCAGAGCUGAUAGGGUAUACAUGAUGGGUACUUAUUGUUUUUUGUUUUGUUUUAUGAUGUUUAUUUCAUUUUCAAAAUAAUGUAACAUAUACAAGUACUGUGAUAGCCUGUAAUAUGUGUUUGUAGUUAUUGGACACGAAUGUAGAGAAUAUCUUGGUUUUUUUCUCUCUGAAAUCACACGAAUUCCAUGUUAUACAAUGUCAACUAUUCACCAAUAUUUAUUGCAUUAUUAAAAACACUUUUUUGACAUAUUUUAAGGAAACAUGUUAGAUAGGUUUAUUUCAGGCCGUUCGUUUUCAUACUGUGUGUAUACAUAAAUAUAAGCUUAAUGGAACAUUUUGUACUAUUUACAAUGUUGUAAUAUUCUUCUUAUCUGUUGUGUAAAUGAUAUUCUGGUUCUCCCCUCACAAUUACAUGUAUCUUUUACGGAGAAAUGUGAUAAAUUGAAUAUGGUGCUACUGAGGACUGCUCACUGCUAUUUAGUGUAAUUUCUUUACGGGUAGUUUUAACGUUCAUACGCAAAAGAUAUUUGCAAAAUUGUCCCUGGGAUUUCUUCCGAUCAAUUCAAUGUUUUUUAAAGAAUAUAUAUAGCUUAUAGUCCUUACAUAAUAUCACCAGUUUUCAUUUCGUCUGAUGAUAUUUCUUUUCAAAAUUGAUGUAGUUUAUUAGAAAACAAUGUGAUACUUGUUAGUGAUAUUGCCUCGCAUAUACAUUUACGUCAUUUUAUAUCCAGUCAUUGAAGAUAUCAUGUCACUAAAAUUCAUUUUUUUUUUAAAAUUUGUAAUAUUUAUUCAACUAUCACAUUUUAUAUCAAAUUUAGAAGAAGAAAAAAAAAAAGAAGAGAAAAAAAAGAAGAAAGGAAAGAAGAGAGGAGAGAAAGUUAAAUAAAUGAAGAAAAAAAUACAUAAUAAUAAUAUAAUAUAAAUGGGACACAUGUUCAGUGUGGGGGAGGGGGGGGGGGGGUAGUAAGCAAAAUUAGUUUUCUAAUAGAAAUAUUAAUGAAUACAUAUAAAUUAUAACAUAUCACAUAUAUACUGCCAGUUGUUUUUAAACUCUGUAUAUUUACAUUGUUUUAAUAAUAAAAAAAUUUCCAUCAUGA